Molecule: messenger RNA, 2888 nt
Organism: Phodopus roborovskii (desert hamster)
Lineage: Eukaryota; Metazoa; Chordata; Mammalia; Rodentia; Cricetidae
Gene: Scel
Product: sciellin
Exons: 30
Biological process (GO): epidermis development
Cellular component (GO): cytoplasm
Source: RefSeq, a predicted model, not a curated record
UCACUGCAAUCCAGCAUGUCGGAUUUUUCCUCAAGAAAAAAGUCUCCCACUGGAAAUGAUACGAAGCGCACCCAGGGGGCGCCACUGAGACAGCAGGGUUUUCAUGAUGUGAACAAAAGAAGGGCUUUCUUACAGGAUAACAGCUGGAUAAAGAAACGCCCCGAGGAGGAAAAAGAUGAAAAUUAUGGCAGGGUGGUGCUCAACCGGCAUAACUCCCACGAUGCACUGGACAGGAAAAUACCUGAGAGAGAGGAGCGGAAAGCCACGAUUAGCCGGUACAGAUCUGAUGACACACUGGACAGAACACUGUCUGUGUUGAGGACCCAAGAAUCAACCAGGACGCCCCUGGGCGGCUCCUUUAAUGCAAACACUCCCGUGACGGCCCCCACGCCUGCUACCACCCCUGUGAAGAAAAAGAGACAGUCCUGGUUCCCACCACCCCCUCCUGGCCACAAUGCCUCUCCAAACACAGGAGCAAGCAGAAGGGAUCCAGCUGUUCACCCUCCAAUACCUCCCAAACCCUGUUCUCCCAUUGCGUCUCCUAAACAACUGAGACGGAAUAAUAGGCAGAUACAUGUAACUACAGCCGGUGCAUACGAAGAAGCCAAUAGACAUGCUGAAAAGAAUAUAAGGGCCAAGGAUCUCGAUGACAUCAUCAGAGUGGCUGCUUCACUUCAGAAAACUGACAAGGGUGAAGAAAUGGACAAUCUCAUCAGAAUGAGCAAAAGCUUGAACAGAAAUCAGGGUCUUGACGGCCUCUUCCGAUCAAACCUGAAGACACAGCCGGUAGACAAAAGAGCCCAGAGUCUUGAAAGUCUCAUCUGUAUGAACUCCCAGUUGGACAGAGAUGGCAAAGGAAAUCAAGUCUUUGGGAGUCUUAAGAAAAUCAAUCAAAGGACAGACAAGGAGAAAGGCCAAGACCUCAGACCAGUUACGAAAAUGAGUGCCACAGCAGAUAAAAACAGCAGAAGAAGUAGAGAUCUUGAUAAUGUUAUGAAGAUUAACCUCAAAGGACAUGAAAAUACCUCUGGCAAACAAGACAUCGAUGGAUUGACUAACAUGAAUCCUGAAACACAUAAAAAUAUGAAGAGGGGCCAGAGCCUUGACAAUCUGAUCAAAGUCACCCCAGAAGUGAACAGGAGUAACCAAGGGGGUCAAAAUCUUGACAAUUUCACCAAAGCUGUGCUCACAACCAACAGAGCUAACCAAGGCAAUCAACACGGUCUUGAUGAACUUAUUAAUACAAGCCCCAAAGAUGUCAAAACUACUGCCGGGUAAGCGAAAAUAUUAUAUUUUGUUUUUCUUUCAACUAAACAGAAUAUGAAUGUAAAUACCAUAAUCAGGCCUUCUCCUACACUCACAAGAGCGAAUCAAAUAGAAAAUAUUAAAAGACUGAAUAAGCUCCACUCAUCCAUCAGAAAUACACACAAAGACCAGAGCCUAGAAAAUUUAACUGAAAUUGAUUCUCAUGUAUCUGAAAAUAAAAAUGGAAGGUUAGAUGGCCAAGUCAAUGGAUUCACCAAAACUCAACUCAAGGAGUCCACAAGAACCUCUGUCUAUUCUUAUGAAGCCAGAAACAGCCUCAGCUCCAGUACUGGAAGCAGGGAUGCUGGGCCCAGGGACACUGUUGUCUAUACAAGGACGUACGUGGAGAGUAGUAAAUCACCAAAGGAUGGAUAUCAGGAAAAUAUCUCAGGAAAAUAUAUACAAACUGUUUAUUCAACUUCAGAUAGGUCUGUCAUUGAAAGAGACAUGUGCACUUACUGCCGCAAGCCCUUGGGGGUGGAAACCAAGAUGAUUUUAGAUGAGUUACAGAUCUGCUGCCAUUCCACUUGCUUUAAGUGUGAAAUAUGCAAACAGCCUUUGGAAAAUCUACAAGCAGGUGACAGUAUCUGGAUUUAUAGACAGACUAUACAUUGUGAACCUUGCUACUCUAAAGUGAUGGCAAAGUGGAUUCAGCAGCACUGAUAUGUGGAAAUGGAGAUGAGAAACCUUCGUCAAGGAAUUUAAAGCUACGAUUUAAGAACAUAUAAUCCAGAAAAGAUUUACAUUGAAGAUUACCUCCUGUAUCAAAAUAACAAUUUUGUUAUUGAACAAAUAAUCUAACUAGUUCGAAUAAGGUCGCACGCAUGAAAAGAACCAUCUGGUAUCUGGCAAGAUUUAGUGAUAAAUACUCACAUAGUUCUAGUUACCAAAGACAAUGACAGUGAGCAUUGUCAACCCUGAACAGGCCCCAUUCCUGCUUGCCUGCCCAUCGUGUUUUCCAUUAUAGCCAAGCUUCCUAUCUUCUUGCCUGUACUUCCCCUAAUAGUUUGUAUUAGGGCAUUAUUGACACCCUGACAAAUGGGCUGAUAGAAGCAAGAUAUACUUCUCCUUUUUUCUAGAAAAGAAAAUGCACAUAGAAAUUUUCUUAUGAAGUUUUUCAGCAAGGUCAAUGUGACAAGUUGUUUGGAUCUUAGAAAAUCACUUAAAGUUUCCAGACUUCUUCAGUGACUUCCCGGUGACACCACAGGCAUUAGACAAAAUGAUUUCUAAGGUCCCCUUUGCUUUUCCAGUUGUCUGAGUCUAAAAGAAAUUUGAGUUUGCUGUUUAGAAACAUAUUGGUAUAUUUGUUUAUUGGGACAUAAAUAAUUUCACCUGUGUCAUCCUUCAGUUUAUCACUGGCAUAUCUUUAAUAGACUACGCUUAAAACUGAAAUUAAUAGCUUUGUGGGUGAUAGGUAAAGUCAUAUGAUGUGUAACUUGUUAAGCUUCCUUUGCAUGCAUUUCAAAAUCUGGGUGUACAAAUAAUCUGAGAAGUAAUAGCUAUGGGUUACAAACAUGUUAUAUGUGUUUAUGUUACAGUUUAUGUUUACAGAAGGCUCACAACAAUAAAAUGAGUUUCCCUAA